This is a messenger RNA of Phytophthora infestans T30-4, 345 nucleotides long. RefSeq lists its product as uncharacterized. Lineage: Eukaryota; Oomycota; Peronosporomycetes; Peronosporales; Peronosporaceae. The transcript has 3 exons. The coding region runs from base 1 to 345 and encodes 114 amino acids. The record is from RefSeq and is a predicted model, not a curated record.
AUGGCUGCCAGCAACGAGAACAACCCCAAUUUUGAGUCGCCUGAUCUCGAACGGUCGUCUUCAAGAGCCGCCGAAGAGCAGUUUGUGUUGGUGUACUUGUACCCGGUCGACGUGGAGGCGUACGCGUCGCGGAUGCUGAAGCGCUUCAAGCACGAGAAGGAGAAUGGCAUCCGUAGUCUGUCAAUUUGGCCAGAGGUGACUCCGCAGGUUGAAGAGGCUGCGUACGAUUCCAUCGAGCUGAAUCAAUUUAUGCAACGAAUGGCUCGUCAAUCGAUGACCAGGUCAGCUCAGCGUUACGGCUAUUUCGAAGAAAAUGGACUAGACAUGGUUCGGGUAGAUGUAUAA